AUGUAGAUUAGAUGUACACAAGCUGAAAGCUGAUCAUUAAAAUCAAUAAAUAAUAGGCUUUUGUAUAGAUGGUGCAUGUCCAAAUUAAAAACUUUUUUGUCAUCUUUGCUUGCCUAGCCAUAUUCAACAUAUUAGUAAGUUGACAUCUGAAGAAUUGUUAUCUGGAUGGAUUAAGGAAAGAAUUCUUGCGGCUCAAGAUAUUUAAAAGAAUAUUUAAGAAUGUAAAAUUGCCCUUGAUCGUCUUAUAAAUUUAUUUUUUCUUUAUAAUAACUUCAAUAUUUAAUAAUUAACAGAAUUAGGAUUAUCAAAGAUUGAUUAAUUAAUAAAAGGUUUUAGUUAAAUAGGAGAUUGUGAAGAAAAAUUAUUUAAGCAACUCAAGCAAUCAAUCGAAUAAACCAAAUCCUUUGUUAAUGAAAUAAUUAAAAAAAUAAAGAAUCAGCAAGUAUAUUUAAUUUUUAAUAUAAUGAUUACUAAACUAAGGAUAAUCUCAACUAAUUGA
Molecule: messenger RNA, 499 nt
Organism: Paramecium primaurelia
Lineage: Eukaryota; Ciliophora; Oligohymenophorea; Peniculida; Parameciidae
Source: the annotation of a GenBank genome assembly